AUGAUGAGGCUGAAGACGAUGAUCAGGCUGAAGAGUUGCGACUUGCAAGAAAUAAGUAGAAUUCGAAGUGGAAAAAGGCAGAAUGAUGAGGCCACUUUGUCGGCUUCCAAGAAGAGUACAAAAGGCCCCUUGGAUGCAAAGUCCUACCAAAAAAAAGGUAAAACUUUGAGAAAAAGAAAGAAACAGUCGCGCAUAAAGGAUGGUUAUGGUAAGGAAGCAAUAGGGAGAACUUUCGAGUAUAUAGCUCAAUGUUUUUACAGGAAUGGAAUUCCUUUUAACGUUGCAAAGUCGAAAAGCUUAAAAUUGAUGGUUGAAGCAAUAAGUAAUCAUGGUACUCAUUUGAAGCCUCCAAGAGUUGAGAGUUCCAAUGCUUAA
This is a messenger RNA of Vicia faba (fava bean), 375 nucleotides long. NCBI's taxonomy places the organism in Eukaryota, Viridiplantae, Streptophyta, Magnoliopsida, Fabales, Fabaceae. The record is from the annotation of a GenBank genome assembly.